AUGCGCAACUACGGUCCUCAACCUACCUACAAGGCAUACAUCUCUCCCUACGGUCCCAAGACCAAGCACGUCCCCAACUUCUGGGGCCUGAGUGCGCCCAAAGCCGUCCGAUACGGUUCUAUUGCUGCUGGCUUCGGUGUCUCCGCUGGCAUCUUCGCAAUCUACUUCUUCAACGAGAUUCCCCGCGUGCGAAAAGACAUUCUACAGAAAGUCCCCAUCAUUGGCCCUUAUUUCAUCCGCGAGAUCCCUCCCGAGGACAACCCAUUCUAA
Molecule: messenger RNA, 270 nt
Organism: Cyphellophora europaea CBS 101466
Lineage: Eukaryota; Fungi; Ascomycota; Eurotiomycetes; Chaetothyriales; Cyphellophoraceae
Exons: 2
Coding region: 1-270 (89 amino acids)
Biological process (GO): mitochondrial electron transport, ubiquinol to cytochrome c
Source: RefSeq, a predicted model, not a curated record